AUGGGUGCCAGCGACUCGAAGCUCGUCUUCAAGAAGGGCAUCUUCAGGUUGUCUGAAGAAAGACACAUACCUGCCGAUGACCCCUACUGGACCUCUUUUUGGGAGCUCCCCGAAUCCUCAGAGGACAUUUUCAGCCUCUUCUCCCCCGCCGAUAUUCGUCGCACCAGAGAUAAAGCCCUCGAGAACCUAGAAACCCUCAUACUCGCCGUCACAUCACGACUCUUCAUCCUACGCCAUCAUCCCUCGUUUCCCGACCCGGAGAUCGCGCCCGAACGAGACGCCCUCAAUUGCAUCCGAGUUCUGACACGCAUUCUCCCCUUCGUUUACGAAGCUGAACACCUUCAAUCAUGGGAAGAAACAUUCUUUUGGGGGGCUAGGAGGAAGAGAACGAGGCAAUCGGCCAUCGCCAACGAAGUGCUGUUUGACGGCGGGGAGGAUGGCCCGCGAUCGCCCAAGCCCAGAAGCGACCCCGAAGACUUCGAAGACGCCAAGCCUCUCGCCGAAGAGCUCAUCGAUACUCUUGUCGACCUUCUGUUCUUUUCCGAUCUCACUCUACCCAAGCAACCUCAUGGACAAACCAAAGUCACAUACGCCAUUUGGCAAAGUGGUGUAGGCUGUAACACAGUAGUCGCUACCACCAAGGAAUAUGAGAGCAAUCGAAGCGAAAUACUCCGCCUGCUCAUGACAAUGACCAGUCAGAGCAUGUACAUGUCGCCCAACACUUUGCCGCAGAAGGGAGUCCGGGCCUUGACGCACAUUUGCACAUGUUCCGACAAGCAAGUUGUGUUAUCAGUGCUCUGCUCGUUGCUUAAUACUACCCUCAAGUACAACCCCGCUACCUGGCGCGUGCCCUACAACACGCUGGUUUUUAAAGAUGAGAAGCAGAUACUGGUGACAUACACAUUGCAGUUGUUGCUGGUAUUUCUCUUGUAUCCUAUACCCGAGCAGGAUGGUACCACGUCGAAAAACUUCUACCGCCACUUCCUCGGAAGGCUCCAUCGUCCACAGGAUUUCCAGUUCAUUGUCGAUGGUAUGACGCGCAUACUCAACCAGCCUCUCCAGGAGAAGAGUUCCUACCUCCCCAGCGGACAGCCAACGGCAAAGUUUGCUCCCGAAAUCAUCAUGCUGUUCUGGGAGAUCACUCAGUGCAACAAGAGAUUUCGUUCGUUUAUUAUCGAUACCGAGCGAGUCCAUGAUUUUGUCAUCUUGACGCUGUUCUACGCAUUAGAAUACAAGAAUGACCCUUCCAAGCAGGGUGUGGUACGGAUGUGUGCGUUCUUACUACAGACACUCAGUGUAGAAAAGAACUUCGGUACAAACAUGAACCGCAACUUUUCGCGACAAGACAGUUUGCCCUUGGCCAUCAGGAUACCGGGGUUCAGCGGAACACAUGCCGACUUCUUGAUUCACUCAAUCUAUAAUCUAAUCACUACCAGUCAAGGCAGACUGAACGCUAUCUAUCCGGCUCUGCUCGCAGUUAUCAACAACAUCGCCCCCUACCUCGAAGGGCUGAGCUCGGCAUCUGCCUCUAAGCUGAUGCAACUCUUCUCGUCAAUGUCGUCACCCUCGUUCCUUUUGGCCAACGACAGCAACCACGACCUUCUGAGGUCGCUGUUGGAAUCAAUCAACUCAAUCGUUGAACAUCAAUACCAAAAAAAUCCCGAAUUGGUAUUUGCAAUCUUGCGCAACAAGAAGCGCAUUGAGGCCCUGCGAAGCUUCACGCUUGAGAGUGGCCAGGAAGAGAUCGAGAGACGAAACCGCCGCCGCAAGGAGGCCGCGGCUAAUGGGGAUGGGCUGGAACCCAGUUCUGUUAGGAGCUCCGUGGAGAGUAUCCGCAGCCCGACCACCUCGCAUCCUCGACAACCUACUCUGAGCGACGUACCAGAAGAUGGCACCUUUGCGAUUGGUGACGACGAGGAUGACAGCGAAGACGAUGAUCAUCGUCCAACGCCAGCACAAUCAACCACGAGCGAAAACCCUUCUGUAACGUCUUCCCAAGCCGAUUAUGCAGAAGAUGCAGUUCCCACUCAGCUUCGAGGAAUGUCAGAAAAGGCCCGGGGUAAAAUGCCUGCUGGGAUGAGCAAUUUCUCGAGGCAGAACAGUACCACAAGCCUCGGCGGAUACUCGACCAGCGGCCAGUCACAGUCGGGGGCUUUCGAGCCUACAGCGCAAUGGAUCGAAAGCUGGCUGCCAGAGUUGCCUCUUCAUACCAUGCUCACUUUGAUCCAACAGGUGACGGCUUUACUGCCACGUCAAGCACUCGCAGGAGAAUCUGCAAACAGAGAAACAUUGCAGAAGAUCCAGGAGAUCAAGCUUGUGGGUGUCGACCCAUCCUCGCCACGUGUGCAUUCUUUUGAAUGGUCGCAGCUGGCUUUGGGCUGGUACGAAUCGCUUCUUUGGGGCUUCGUCUUCAGUAGCGAAAUCCAGGUCUCCAAGGGCACAGUCGGAAUCUGGAAUGGGACAGCGAUAAAGCUGUUCCGUGUUCAAGAGACGGCGCCUCAAGGGCCGAGCUUGACCUCACCCAGAGGAGCUGUCGACGCUGUGGGAAGCAACAUAGUGUCCCGCAUUGGCGCCAUGAACCUACGCGGAGCCCCAGGGGGAGCGGCACCACCCGCACCACAACGUCCUGCGUGA
Colletotrichum karsti is the source of this 2634-nucleotide messenger RNA. Its product is annotated as high-temperature-induced dauer-formation protein. Gene Ontology annotation, cellular component: Golgi medial cisterna; Golgi trans cisterna; membrane. The record is from RefSeq and is a predicted model, not a curated record. The coding region runs from base 1 to 2634 and encodes 877 amino acids. The transcript has 5 exons. Lineage: Eukaryota; Fungi; Ascomycota; Sordariomycetes; Glomerellales; Glomerellaceae.